GCUGAACCAUCUGGUGAACACCGUGAGCUUGGGCCACGACUUCAGCUUCGAGGAGGCCGGCGACACCACGGCCUUCCCUCACCUCAUGGACAUCAACUUUUGGGGCAACGUGUACCCGACGCACGCCGCGCUGCCCUACCUCCGGCGGAGCCACGGCCGCGUCGUCGUCAACGCGUCCGUCGAGAGCUGGCUGCCCAUGCCCAGGAUGAGCCUCUACUCUGCGGCGAAGGCAGCGGUGGUGGACUUCUACGAGACGCUCCGGUACGAGGUGAAGGAGGAGGUGGGCGUGACCGUGGCGACGCACGGCUGGGUCAGCGGCGACGCCGGCGGCAGCAAGUUCACGCUGGACCAGCAGCAGCACCACCAGGAAGGCGCGGCGGCGGAUCAGGUGCAGUGGAAGCAGCAGGGAGAGCGCGAGCCGGCGGCGGCGGCGCUGCCGGGAGGGCACGUGGAGGCGUACGCGCGGGCGCUGGUGGCCGGCGCGUGCCGCGGCGACGCCUACGUGAAGCGCCCCAGCUGGUACGACGUCUUCCUCGUCUUCCGCGUCUUCGCGCCCGACGUCCUCGCCUGGACCUUCCGCCUCCUGCUGUCGACGUCCACGCCCGCGCCCGCCGGCCCCAGCGCGAGCGCGAGCGCGAUCGCCGCGCGUCGCCAGCCUCCCGCCGCGCUGCCGGCCCCGCCGCUCCGCCCGCUGCUCGAGUACCCGCCGGCGGCGGUGUCCCGGGGCCCCGCCCACGCCCACGCCCAGCAGGUGGUGCAGAAGCUGGAAUGAGACUGCGCAUGCUACGUGCGGUCGAGACAGAGCUUUCAUCAUCUCUACGUUACUGCUGUGAUGAUGUCCUUGCAUCUGCAUAUAUGCAUGUCGACGACGACGCCAUUGUGCCCAAGUAUAUAUGAACUGGUUUUGGCGGGUGUGUUUGAAUAAAUAAAUUUGAUCAUCUAGUAUCA
Messenger RNA from Zea mays, 948 nucleotides. RefSeq lists its product as uncharacterized. Gene Ontology annotation, cellular component: cytosol. The record is from RefSeq and is marked provisional. NCBI's taxonomy places the organism in Eukaryota, Viridiplantae, Streptophyta, Magnoliopsida, Poales, Poaceae. Gene Ontology annotation, molecular function: oxidoreductase activity.